GGGGUGUAUUGAUCUGGGAGAUAUAUACGCAGACACUCACAUCGCGUCCAGUCGUCAACAUGGUCUUCCUCCUAGGAGUCAACUUCCCCGAGCGGAGUCUCGUCAAGAAAUCCCUCGAAUCCUUCUUCGGCAUCGGCCACAACACCUCCUCCCGCCUCCUCGCCCGCUUCUACAUCCACCCCACCUGCAAAGUCGGCGAGCUCGCCAACAAGCAAGUCCUCGACAUCACCGCCGCCCUUUCCGACAUGAAGAUCGAAAAUGAUCUCCGGAGAUCGGUCCUCGAUAAUAUCAAGCGUCUGAAGGAGACGGGCACUUAUCGUGGGAGACGUCAUGCGCUGGGCUUGCCUGUGAGGGGGCAGAGGACGAGAAGCCAGAUCCAAAACGCGGUCAAGCUCAACCGUAUCGACAGGAAACUUUGAGUUGUCAGUCUGUCUGGUGCUGGCAUUGUUCCCUCCUAUGGUUGACCUUUAUGAGGGCGUGGAAUGGCGUUGAUCUUAUAUCUCCCUGUACUUAUGUUUUGGUUUCUUUUAUUUCGUGGAAUGUACUAUAUGUAGAUAUUGAAACUAUCCAAUAGAUCCCACAUCUA
This is a messenger RNA of Aspergillus candidus, 586 nucleotides long. Its product is annotated as mitochondrial 37S ribosomal protein uS13m. The transcript is spliced from 4 exons. Gene Ontology annotation, biological process: translation. Gene Ontology annotation, cellular component: mitochondrion; small ribosomal subunit; ribosome. NCBI's taxonomy places the organism in Eukaryota, Fungi, Ascomycota, Eurotiomycetes, Eurotiales, Aspergillaceae. Bases 60 to 419 code for a protein of 119 amino acids. The record is from RefSeq and is a predicted model, not a curated record. Gene Ontology annotation, molecular function: RNA binding; structural constituent of ribosome.